CAGUGCAGGUGCCCUCGGUGCCAGCCCCGGCGUCCCCCCCGCUCCCCGCAGGCGUUCCUGGCAGCGCUGCAGACCCAGUGGAGCUGGAUGCUCCAGCUCUGCUGCUGCAUCGAGACCCACCUGAAGGAGAACACCAACUACUUCCAGUUCUUCGCCGAGGUGCGGGAGGCCGAGGAGCUGCUGCGGAAGACGGAGGAGACGAUGCGGCGCAAGUUCAGCUGCGACCGCGGCACCACGGCCACGCGCCUUGAGGACCUGCUGCAGGACCUCGCGGAGCAGAAGGAGCAGCUGGCGGAGUUGGGGGCGCAGCUGGGGGGUCUCUCCCGCCGCGCCAGGACCAUCGUGCAGCUGAAGCCACGCAGCCCCUCGACACCCCUGCAGGGCCGCCCCCCCAUCCAGGCCGUCUGCGACUACAAGCAAAUGGAGGUGACGGUGCACAAGAACGACACCUGUGCCCUGGUGAACCACGCACAGCCGCAGCAGUGGCGGGUGCUGAGCGCCGCUGGCGGCGAGGCCGUCGUCCCCUCGGUCUGCUUCCUCCUGCCACCCCCCAACAAGGAGGCUCUGGACGCCGUGCACAGGCUGGAGACCGCCCACCAGCAGCUGCUGGGGCUGUGGCAGCAGCUGCACCAGGACCUGCGCAGCCUCCGCGCCUGGCAGUACCUGACCCGGGACAUCCAGCAGAUCCACUCCUGGACCCACGUCACGUUCCGCACGCUGCCGGCCGAGGAGGUGCGUCAGGUCCUGUCCAGCCUGGAGAGGCACUACCAGGAGUUCCUGCGGGACAGCCAGGACUCCCAGAGCUUCCAGCCCGAUGACCGGCUGCAGGUGGAGCGCGACUACAACGCCUGCACUCACAAAUACGAGCUGCUGCUGCGUAGCCAGGAGAAAGGAGAGCAGGACGAGUCUCUGUGCAAGAGCUACAUCUCGCAGCUGAAGGACAUCCGGCUGCAGCUGGAGAGCUGCGAGAGCCGCACCGUGCACCGCCUGCGCCUGCCCCUCAAGGCCGACCCCCUGCGCGAGUGCGCCCAGCGCCAGGCUGAGCAGCAGCAAACACACCUGGAGCUGGAGGGCAUCCAGAAGAACCUGGCCAAAGUCAGCGAGAAGACGGAGCAGGUGCUGGCGCAGCCGGAGCAGGCGGGCUCGGCGCCUGUCCUGCGCUCCGAGCUGGAGGUCACCCUGCGGAAGAUGGAGCAGGUGUACAGCCUCUCCAGCAUCUACCUGGAGAAGCUGAAGACCAUCGGGCUGGUGAUCCGGAGCACGCAGGGCGCUGAGGAGCUGCUCCGCAAGUACGAGGAGCAGCUGAAGGACGUGCAGGCGGUGCCCGCUGACCUGGCUGAGCUGGAGGCCAGCAAGGCUGAGCUUAAGCGGCUGCGGGCACAGGCCGAGAGCCACCAGCCCUUCUUCAGCACGCUGGAGACCGACCUCGGCAAGGCCAAGGACGUCAACGAGCGGAUGGUCCGCGGCCACAGCGAGCGGGACGUGGACCUGGAGCGGUACCGGGAGCGGGUGCAGCAGCUGCUGGAGCGCUGGCAGGCCGUGCUGGGCCAGGCUGACCUGCGCCAGCGCGAGCUGGACCAGCUGGGCCGCCAGCUGGGCUACUACCGGCAGAGCUGCGACGCGCUGCGCCAGUGGAUCCGCGAUGCCCGGCAGCGCCAGGAGGCCAUCCAGGCCGUGCCCAUCACCGACAGCCGGGCCGUGCGCGAGCAGCUGCUGCAGGAGAAGAAACUGCUGGAGGAGUGUGAGCAGCACAAGGAGAAGGUGGAGGAGUGCCAGCGCUAUGCCAAGCAGUACAUCGAUGCCAUCAAGGACUACGAGCUGCAGCUGGUGAGCUUCAAGGCACAGGUGGAGCCGGUGGCAUCGCCAGCCAAGAAGCCCAAAGUGCAGUCGGCAUCUGACAGCAUCAUCCAGGAGUACGUGGACCUGCGGACGCAGUACAGUGAGCUGACCACGCUCACCACCCAGUACAUCAAGUUCAUCACCGAGACACUGCGGCGGCUGGAGGACGAGGAGAAAGCCGCCGAGAAGCUGAAAGAGGAGGAGAGGAAGCGGCUGGCGGAGGUGGAGGCGCAGCUGGAGAAGCAGCGGCAGCUGGCCGAGGCCCACGCCAAAGCCAAGGCACAGGCGGAGGCGGAGGCGCGGGAGCUGCAGCUCCGCAUGCAGGAGGAGGUCACCCGGCGGGAGGUGGUGGCCGUGGAUGCCGAGCAGCAGAAGCAGAACAUCCAGCAGGAGCUGAUGCAGCUGCGGCAGAACUCGGACCACCAGAUCAAGUCCAAGGUGAAGCUGAUCGAGGAGGCUGAAUACAACCGCAAGAAAGUGGAGGAGGAGAUCCGCCUCAUCCGCCUGCAGCUGGAGAGCACCGAGAAGCAGCGGGAGAGCGCAGAGACAGAGCUGCAGGAGCUGCGGGCACGUGCUGAAGAUGCUGAGCGGCAGAAGCGGCAGGCACAGGAGGAGGCCGAGCGCCUGCGCCGGCAGGUGAAGGAGGAGAGCCAGAAGAAGCGGGAGGCGGAGGAGGAGCUGAAGCGCAAGGUGCAGGCUGAGCGCGAAGCGGCGCGGGAGAAGCAGAAGGCAGUGGCAGACCUGGAGCAGCUGCGGCUGCAGGCGGAGGAGGCUGAGCGGCGCAUGCGGCAGGCAGAGGCUGAGAAGGACCGGCAGAUCCAGGUGGCCCAGGAGGUGGCCCAGCGCAGCGCUGAGGCCGAGCUGCAGAGCAAGAGGCUCUCUUUCGCCGAGAAGACAGCGCAGCUGGAGCUGUCACUGCAGCAGGAGCACGAUGUGGUGGCCCAGCUGCAGGAGGAGGCUGAGCGGCUGAAGAGGCAGCAGCUGGAAGCCGAGCACUCACGGGAGGAGGCUGAGAAGGAGCUGGAGCGCUGGCGGCAGAAGGCCAACGAGGCGCUGCGCCUGCGGCUGCAGGCCGAAGAGGUGGCGCACAAGAAGUCACUGGCACAGGAGGAGGCCGAGAAGCAGAAGGAGGAUGCAGAGCGCGAGGCCCGCAAGCGCGCCAAGGCAGAGGAGGUGGCCGUGCGGCAGAAGGAGCUGGCGGAGGAAGAGCUGGAAAAGCAGCGGGUGCUGGCAGAGGGCACAGCCCAGCAGAAGCUGGCGGCGGAGCAGGAGCUGAUCCGGCUGAAGGCGGAGAUGGAGAAUGGGGAGCAGCAGCGCCUGCUCCUGGAGGAAGAGCUCUCACGGUUGAAGGGCGAGGUAAACGAGGCCAUCCAGAGGAGGAAAGAGCUGGAGGAGGAGCUGGCCAAGCUGCGGGCAGAGAUGGAGGUCCUGCUGGAGAGCAAGGCCAAGACAGAGGAGGAGUCGCGCUCCAGCAGCGAGAAGUCCAAGCAGCGGCUGGAGGCAGAGGCCAACAAGCUGCGGGAGCUGGCUGAGGAGGCUGCCCGCCUGCGCGCCCUCUCCGAGGAGGCCAAGCGGCAGCGGCAGCUGGCAGAGGACGAGGCCAGCCGGCAACGGGCCGAGGCCGAGCGCAUCCUGAAGGAGAAGCUGGCGGCCAUCAACGAGGCCUCACGGCUGAAGGCGGAAGCAGAGAUCGCGCUGAAGGAGAAGGAGGCAGAGAACGAGCGGCUGCGGCGGCUGGCGGAGGACGAGGCCUACCAGCGCAAGCUGCUGGAGGAGCAGGCGGCCCAACACAAGCAGGACAUUGAGGAGAAGAUUGCCCUGCUGAAGCGCUCCUCAGAGAGCGAACUGGAGAGGCAGAAGGGGCUCGUGGAGGAUACGCUGCGGCAGCGGCGGCAGGUUGAGGAGGAGAUCCGCGCCCUCAAGGCCAGCUUUGAGAGGGCCUCAGCUGGCAAGAGCGAGCUGGAGCGGGAGCUGAACCGCAUCCGUGGAGAGGCAGAGGAGGUGCAGCGCAGCCGGGAGCAGGCGGAGCGGGAGGCUGAGCGGCAGCGGGCACUGGCGCUGGAGGAGGAGGGCCGCCGGCGUGAGGCUGAAGAGAAGGUGCAGGCCAUCCUGGCGGCCGAGGAGGAGGCAGGGCGGCAGCGGCGUCUGGCCCUGGAGGAGGUGGAGCGGCUGCGGGCCAUGGUGGAGGAGGCACGGCGGCAGAAGGAACUAGCGGAAAAGGAAUCAGAGCGGCAGAUCCAGCUGGCACGGGAGGCGGCGCAGAAGCGGAUUGCAGCCGAGGAGAAGGCACACCUGGCUGCCGUGCAGCAGAAGGAGCAGGAGCUGCUGCAGACACGCCAGCAGGAGCAGAGCCUUCUGGACCGGCUGCGUGAGGAGGCUGAGCGGGCCCGGCGGGCGGCUGAGGAGGCCGAGUUUGCCCGUGGCAAGGCCGAGCAGGACGCCAGCUUGUCCCGGCAGCGCGUGGAGGAGGCUGAGCGGCUGAAGCAGCGGGCAGAGGAGGAGGCGCAGGCCAAGGCACAGGCACAGGCAGAUGCAGAGAAGCUGCGGAAGGAGGCCGAGCUGGAGGCAGCAAAACGGGCGCAGGCAGAGCAGGCUGCCCUGCGGCAGAAGCAGCUGGCCGAUGCCGAGAUGGAGAAGCACAAGAAGUUUGCCGAGCAGACACUGCGGCAGAAGGCGCAGGUGGAGCAGGAGCUGACCAAGGUGAAGUUGCAGCUGGAUGAGACAGACCACCAGAAGGGCAUCCUGGAUGAGGAGCUGCAGCGGCUGAAGGAGGAGGUGACAGACGCCGUCCGGCAAAAGGCCCAAGUGGAGGAGGAACUCUUCAAGGUCCGGGUGCAGAUGGAGGAGCUGGCCAAGCUGAAGAGCCGCAUCGAGGAGGAGAACAAGGCACUGAUCCUCAAGGACAAGGACAACACGCAGAAGUUCUUGGCAGAGGAGGCAGAGAAGAUGAAGCAGGUGGCGGAGGAGGUGGCCCGCCUGAGCGUGGAGGCGCAGGAGGCCGCCCGCAUGCGGCAGCUGGCUGAGGACGACCUGGCGCAGCAGCGGGCACUGGCAGAGAAGAUGCUGAAGGAGAAGAUGCAGGCGGUGCAGGAGGCCACGCGGCUGCGGGCAGAGGCUGAGAUGCUGCAGAAGCAGAAGGAUCUGGCGCAGGAACAUGCCAAGAAGCUGCAGGAGGACAAGGAGCAGAUGCAGCAGCGCCUGGCUGAGGAGACCGAGGGCUUCCAGAAGACGCUGGAGGCUGAGCGCCGGCGGCAGCUGGACAUUACAGCUGAGGCUGAGCGCCUCAAGCUGCAGGUGGCAGAGAUGAGCAUGGCCCAGGCCAAGGCUGAGGAGGAAGCCAAGCGGUUCAAAAAGCAGGCGGAGGAGAUCAGUGAGAGGCUGCAUGAGACUGAGCUGGCCACACAGGAGAAGAUGACGAUGGUGCACACCCUGGAGAUCCAGCGGCACCAGAGCGAUGAGGAUGCAGAAAAGCUGCGGAAGGCCAUCGCUGACCUGGAGAAGGAGAAGGAGAAGCUGAAACAGGAGGCAGCGCUGCUGCAGCAGAAGGCAGAGGAGAUGCAGGUGGCCCAGCAGGCUCAGCUCCGUCAGGAGACGCAGCUCCUGCAGCAGAGCUUCCUGACGGAGAAAGAUGCCCUGCUGCAGAAGGAGAAGUUCAUUGAGGAGGAGAAAUCGAAGCUGGAGAAGCUCUUUAAGGAUGAAGUGAACAAAGCCCAGAACCUGAAGGCAGAGCAGGAACGGCAGCAGCAGGAGAUGGAGCAGGAGAAGCAGCAGUUGAAAGCUAUGUUAGAGGAAGCCAAGAAGCAUCAGAAGGAAGCUGAGGAAAACGUCCGGCACAAGCAGGAGGAGCUACAGCAGCUGGAGAAGCAGCGACAGCAGCAGGAGAAACUUCUGGAAGAAGAGAACAAGAAGCUGAGGGAGAGGCUCGAGCAGAUGCAGGAGGAGUACAAGGCUGCCCUGGCCCAGAGACGGGAGAUCAUGAUCCAGACAGAUGACCUGCCUGGGGAGGUGGUUACGACAACGCAGCUGCUGGACAUCAAGGCUGUGCCCAAUGGCCGGGAUGCAAUGGACGGCUUAGCCCAGAAUGGGGAGCCGGAGUUCGCCUUUGACGGCAUCCGGCAGAAGGUGUCAGCAGAGAAGCUGGCUGAUGCAGGCAUUCUGAGCAGGGAGAACUUAGACAAGUUGGCAAAGGGUGUUGUGAGUGUGGGCGAGCUCUCUCAGAGGGAGGAUGUCAAGAAGUACCUGCAGGGCAAGAGCAGCAUUGCCGGUUUGCUGAUCAAACCCUCCAACCAGAAGAUGAGCAUCUACGAAGCCAUGAAGAAGAAGCUGCUCAGCCCAGGCACAGCGCUGGUGCUCCUGGAGGCACAGGCUGCUUCUGGCUUCAUCAUUGACCCUGUGCGGAAUGCAAGGCUCUCGGUGAACGAGGCGGUGCGAGAGGGAGUGAUCGGGCCAGAGCUGCACAACAAGAUGCUGUCGGCCGAGCGGGCUGUCACCGGCUAUAAGGAUCCAUACACAGGUGACAAGAUCUCCCUCUUCCAGGCCAUGCAGAAGGAUCUCAUCGUCAGGGACCACGGCAUCCGCCUGCUCGAGGCCCAGAUCGCCACCGGCGGCAUCAUCGAUCCUGUCAACAGCCACCGCCUGCCCGUGGAAGCUGCCUACAAGCGUGGCUACUUCGAUGAGGAGAUGAAUCAGGUCCUGUCUGACCCCACUGAUGACACCAAGGGCUUCUUCGAUCCCAACACUCAGGAGAACCUCACCUACCUGCAGCUCAUGGAGCGGUGCGUGACUGACCCGGACACAGGGCUGUGCCUCCUGCCACUCACUGACCAAGCAGCCAAAGCCAGAGAGCUGGUCUACACUGACAAGGAAGCCAAGGAUGUCUUCAAGAAGGCCACGGUGACAGCACCGUUUGGCAAGUUCCAAGGGAAGACGAUGACCAUCUGGGAGCUAAUCAACUCUGAAUACUUCACUGAGGACCAAAGGCGGGACCUGAUCCAGCAGUACAGGACUGGCAAGAUCACAGUGGAGAAGAUCAUCAAGAUCGUCAUCACGGUUGUGGAGGAAAGUGAGAAGAAGAGCCAGAUGUGCUUUGAGGGCCUGCGGGGUCCCGUGCCCGCUGCCGAGCUGCUUGAGAGCAAGAUCAUCAACAAGGACCUCUACAACCAGCUGCACCAGGGCAAGAAGUCCAUAAAGGACGUGGCAGAGAUGGAGUCCGUACGGCAGUACCUGAAGGGCACGGAUGCCAUUGCUGGUGUCCUGGUGGAGUCUACAGGCCAGAAGCUCACCUUCUACGAGGCCCUGAAGAGAAACCUGCUGAAGCCAGAAGUUGCCCUGUCCCUGCUGGAGGCACAAGCUGCCACCGGCUACAUCAUUGACCCUGUGGCUAACAAGCUCUUCUCCGUGGAUGAGGCAGUGAAGGCCGAGGUGGUGGGGCCAGAGUUCCACGAGAAGCUGCUGUCGGCAGAGAAGGCGGUGACUGGCUACAAGGAUCCCUACACAGGUCAGACAGUUUCCCUCUACCAAGCACUCCAGAAGGGCCUCAUCCCCAGCGACACUGGGCUCCGGCUGCUGGACGUCCAGCUUGCCACUGGUGGCAUCAUCGACCCCGUCAACAGCCACCGGCUCCCGCUUGAGGUUGCCUACAAGCGCGGCUACUUCGACCCAGAGAUAAACAAGGCUCUGACUGAGUUCCAAGAUGAAGCCAAGGCUUUCUACUGUCCCAACACCCAGGAACACCUCACCUAUGUGCAGCUGCAGAAGAGUUGUCACCGCGACAAGCAGACUGGCCUACGCCUGCUGCCCCUAUCUGACAAGGCAAUCCAGUCACAGCAGGAGGAGAUCUACACUGACAGCCAGGCCAAGGAGUGCUUCGACAAAGCAACCAUAGAGGUCCCGGUGGGCAGCAUGAAGGGCCAGACAAUGACCAUCUGGGAGCUGAUCCACUCUGAAUACUUCACAGAGGAGCACAGGCGGGAGCUGCUCCGACAGUACAAGACCGGCAAAGUGACCAUCGAGAAGAUCAUCAAGAUUGUGAUCACCAUCAUCGAGGAGGCAGAAACCAAAAAGCAGGAGAAACUGACAUUCAGUGGUCUGCGGGCACCAGUGCCAGCCAGCGAGCUGCUGGAGUCCUGCAUCAUCAGCAAAACCCAGUACGAGCAGCUGAAGGAAGGCAAGAAAUCAGUGAAGGACCUCUCUGAGACAGAUGCAGUCAGGAGAUUCCUGCAUGGCAGCGACUGCAUUGCCGGUGUCUAUGUGGAGGCCACCAAGGAGAAGCUGAACAUCUAUGAAGCCAUGAAGAGGAACCUGCUGAGACCCAGCACAGCCGUGGUCCUCCUGGAAGCCCAGGCAGCCACUGGGUUCUUGAUUGACCCUGUGAAGAACCGUAAACUGUACGUCAACGAGGCGGUGAAGGCUGGCAUUGUCGGGCCUGAGCUGCACGAGAAGCUGCUGUCGGCUGAGAAGGCUGUCACGGGGUACAAGGAUCCCUACUCGGGUGAUACCAUCUCCCUGUUCCAGGCCAUGAAGAAAGGGCUUAUUGUCAAGGAGCAUGGCAUCCGUCUGCUCGAGGCCCAGAUCGCCACCGGUGGCAUCAUCGACCCCGUGCACAGCCACCGCCUGCCCGUGGAGGUGGCCUACAAGCGUGGCUACUUUGACGAGGAGAUGAACCGGACUCUCUCCGACCCCAGUGAUGACACCAAGGGCUUCUUCGACCCCAACACUCAGGAGAACCUCACCUAUGUGCAGCUGAAGGAGAGGUGCAUCGAGGAUCCCGAGACGGGCCUAUACCUGCUGCCGCUGCGGGAGCCUGAGAAGCAAAAAGUGGUGGAAACCACUCACAUGUAUACAGAAGAAGAGACACGGAAGGUGUUUGAGGAGACACAGGUGGACAUCCCUGUGGGCAGCCGGGCAGGCUCCUCCAUGUCACUGUGGGAUGUCAUGCACUCAGACCUGCUGCCCGAGGAGCAGCGUAAACACCUCAUGGAGGAGUUCCAGUCGGGCCGCGUGUCCAAGGAGCGCAUGAUCAUCAUUAUCAUCGAGAUCAUCGAGAAGACUGAGAUCAUCCGUCAGCAGAAUCUAACAUCCUAUGACUAUGUCCGGCGCCGCAUCACAGCCGAGGACCUCUACGAGGCCAAGAUCAUCACACAGGACAUCUACAACCUGCUGAAACAGGGCUCCAAAACCUUCCGGGAGCUCCUGGAUGUGGAGACUGUCUGGAAGUACCUUUAUGGGUCAGGCUGUGUGGCUGGCAUCUACAUCCCCUCCUCCAAGCAGACACUCAGUGUCUACCAGGCGCUGAAGAAGGGCCUGAUCAAUUCCGAAGUGGCCCGCUCCCUCCUGGAGGCCCAGGCAGCCACCGGCUUCAUGAUCGACCCCACGAAGAAUGAAAUGCUGACUGUUGAUGAGGCAGUCAGGAAGGGCGUGGUGGGGCCAGAGAUCCACGACCGGCUCCUGUCUGCAGAGAGAGCUGUGACCGGCUACAGGGACCCCUACAGUGAACAGAAGAUUUCCCUCUUCCAGGCCAUGAAGAAGGAUCUCAUUCCCAGCGAAGAGGCCCUCAAGCUCCUAGACGCCCAGAUCGCCACCGGCGGCAUAAUUGACCCUCACCUGGGCUUCCACCUGCCCCUGGAGGUGGCCCUCCAGCGGGGCUUCAUCAACAAGGAGACGUAUGACAUGCUGUCGGAGCCCAGCGAGGUGCGCAGCUACGUGGACCCCUCCACAGAUGAGAAGCUCAGCUACACGCAGCUGCUGAGGCGGUGUCGGAAGGACGAGAACUCCAGGCUCCUCCUGCUCCCGCUCUGCGACACACGGAAGCUCACCUUCCGGGGCCUGCGGAAGCAGAUCACUGUGGAGGAGCUGGUCCUCUCACAGGUGAUGGACGAAGCCACAGCCCAGCGCCUCCAGGAGGGUCUCACCUCUGUCGAGGAGGUCUCUAAGAACCUGAAGAAGUUCCUGGAGGGCACCAGCUGCAUCGCUGGCGUCUUUGUGGACUCCACAAAGGAGCGUCUGUCCAUCUACCAGGCCAUGAAGAAGGGGAUCAUCCGGCCUGGCACUGCCUUCGAGCUCUUGGAGGCACAGGCAGCCACGGGCUAUGUGAUUGAUCCCAUCAAGGGGCUCAAACUGACAGUGGAGGAAGCUGUGCGCAUGGGCAUUGUGGGCCCCGAGUUCAAGGACAAGCUGCUCUCUGCCGAGCGGGCCGUCACCGGCUACCGGGACCCCUACACCGGAAAGCUCAUCUCCCUCUUCCAGGCGAUGAAGAAGGGUCUGAUCCUGAAGGACCACGGCAUCCGCUUACUGGAGGCACAGAUCGCCACGGGAGGCAUCAUCGACCCUGAGGAGAGCCACCGCCUGCCUGUGGAGGUGGCCUACAAGAGGGGCCUCUUUGACGAGGAGAUGAACGAGAUCCUGCUGGACCCUAGUGACGACACCAAGGGCUUCUUCGACCCCAACACAGAGGAGAACCUCACCUACCUGCAGCUCAUGGAGCGGUGCAUCACAGACCCAGAGACCGGCCUCUGCCUCCUGCCUCUGAAGGAGAAAAAGCGGGAGAGGAAGACCUCCUCCAAGUCCUCCGUCCGCAAGCGCCGCGUGGUGAUCGUUGACCCGGAGACUGGCAAGGAGAUGUCUGUCUACGAAGCCUAUCGCAAGGGCCUCAUUGACCACCAGACUUACCUGGAGCUGUCAGAGCAGGAGUGCGAGUGGGAGGAGAUCACCACCUCCUCCUCCGAUGGCGUGGUGAAGUCAAUGAUCAUCGACAGGCGCUCAGGGCGCCAGUAUGACAUCGAUGAUGCCAUUGGCAAGGGUCUGAUUGACCAGUCAGCCCUGGACCAGUACCGCUCAGGCACCCUCUCCAUCACUGAGUUUGCUGACAUGCUCUCUGGCAACAUGGGUGGCUUCCGGUCGCGGUCAUCCUCAGUUGGAUCCUCCUCCUCCUACACUGUCAGCCCAGCCCUGUCACGGACUCAGAUCUCCAUGUGGACUGACCCAACCGAAGAGACUGGGCCAGUGGCAGGCAUCCUGGACACGGACACCCUGGAAAAGGUGUCCAUCACGGAGGCGAUGCGCCGCAACCUGGUGGACAACAUCACAGGGCAGCGGCUGCUGGAAGCCCAAGCCUGCACCGGAGGCAUCAUCGACCCCAACACCGGUGACAAAUGCACCGUCGCUGAUGCGGUCACCAAGGGCCUGGUUGACAAGAUCAUGGUGGACCGCAUCAACCUGGCGCAGAAGGCCUUCUACGGCUUUGAGGACCCGCGGACCAAGACAAAGAUGUCGGCGGCGCAGGCCCUGAAGAAGGGCUGGCUGUACUAUGAGGCCGGGCAGCGGUUCCUGGAGGUGCAGUACUUGACAGGGGGCCUGAUCGAGCCUGAUGCCCCAGGCCGUGUCUCCCUGGAUGAGGCGCUGCAGAAGGGCACCAUUGACGCACGGACUGCCCAGAAGCUGCGGGAUGUCAACACCUAUUCCAAGUACCUCACCUGCCCCAAGACCAAGCUCAAGAUCUCCUACAAGGAUGCCAUGGACCGGAGCAUGAUCGAGGAUGGGACUGGCCUGCGGCUGCUGGAGGCCUCCUCCCAGUCCAGCAAGGGCUACUACAGUCCCUACAACAUCAGCAGCGCCGGCUCCACCUCCGGAUCGCGCUCGGGCUCUCGCACCGGCUCCCGCUCAGGCUCCCGGCGCGGCAGUUUCGACGCCACUGGCUCCGGCUUCUCCAUGACCUUCUCUUCCUCCUCUUACUCCUCCUCGAGUUUCGGGCGCAGAUACACGGGGAGUACCCAGGGCACCAUGGAGGAGGCUGCCCUUGCCCUCGCCCUGGCCGCAUCCAGAAGCUGCGGGUGGGAGGCGAGCAGGGAGUGCCCCGGGGUGUCUGGGCCCCUGCUCCACGUGGCCUUGCAGCGAGGAGGGGGCUCUGCACCCCAGCCCCCCGAGCUGCCCCAUCUCCCUGCCUUGGCCUCCUGGCACGUCCCCACCACCACGCCGCAGAGCCGGUGCCCUGACCGUAAGUGCCGCGCUGGCGCUGCCCGGUGCUUCCGCGCCAUGCGGGGGGACCUGCCUCUGCUCGCCACUUCACCCGCCGAGGGGCUUCGCUGCGUGCCUGCCUCCGCCAGCCCACCCGCUCACCCGUCCUCCGGGACGCGCCCGCCGCGGUCGGCCGAGCCCACGCCCCUGCCUGGGUCUGCGCAGCUCCUGCCCCCAGAACCCCCCAGAGCCGUGGGUGUUUUCCUGACCCUCACAAAGAGUAUGAGGGCCAUGGGACCCCUGCAGCACAGGACGUCUUUUUCCAGUCCCAACAAAGACCUCCCAGUGCCGCUGGGCGAGCUCCUGAGCUGGGUCUCCGACAUCAGCAGGUCGUGGAUGGGCUCGAGGGGAGCCCCAGAGGCGGCAGCUGCUCAGCCGUGCUCACCUGCGCAGGUGCGCGGCGCUGCGGGAGACGCCGGGCUCACCGGAGAUGGCGUGGAGAGGUCACCAUGGGGCAGGGAGGAGAUGGAGAGGUACGGCCACCGCUGGGCGCUGCCAGACGGGCCGUGUCAGGAGCUGCGGACGUGCCCGGGUGUCCGCACCCUGCCGGGGGAGCUGCUGAACCCUUCAUGGCAAGCCUGUCUGCGGUCCGAGCAGAGGCUGGAGGUGCAGGAGCAGCUGCUUGCCCUGCGGCACUGGCUGGACGCCGUAGAGAAGCGGCUGCUGGCGCUGCCAGAGCCCGGCACGGCCCUGCAGGUGCCGGUGCCGGUGUGGUUGCCGGUACCGGAGCAGGUGCCGGUGCCGGCGCGGGGGCAGCAGCAGGUGCCGGCCGGGCCCCCCCGGAGCGGUAACGGCGGCGGCGGCGCCCCCGGCCCGGCCCCAUGGACGCCCGAAGUCGCCGAGGGCCCCCCGUCCCCCCGGGCAGAUGCUCCUCUCUGGCGGCUCCUCGUUAAUCCAACGGCGCAGGGCGAUGCCGGGCGGGAGCAUCUGCCUCUCCCCAGCGCCUGGCGCUGCUGCCACUGCCGCGUCCUCUGCCGAGACAGGCACCCUGGGCACUGCCGGGGGUCCCUCGGGGUCCCCUCCCUCCGCCAGGCCCCGGUGACGGCCAGUGUCCCAUCUCGCUGUCCCGGCCGGGAUUUGAGGCGGGGGCCCGGCGCCCGCGCCAUGGGGAACUCGGUGAGUCGGCCCAGCUGCCUGGGCGAGAAGAGCCGGCGGCCGGAGGAGCUCCUGCGGGAGCCGGGGCUGGACGCGGGGCAGCCAUCCGCCGGAGGCGUCACGGAGGCCUGGCCCGAGCUGCUGGAGAAGGCACCGGUGCCGGUGGAGAAUGGCUGGAGCCCGGUGCCCGCUGCCGCGCGGAGCCGGCCGGGCAGCCCGGUGCUGAGGCGCAGCCAGUCCGAGGUGGCGGUGCAGAACGGGGGUGCAGCUGCGGUGAGGGGGCAGGUGGGGGGCGCAGCCUGGACGCCCCCCCGGGCCAGCGUUCCCCGCAGCACCUGGUCCUGGAAACCCGUCACCACCCGGGAGGUGACGGAGGUGACGGAGGUGACCGAGACCAUCGUGACGGAGAUCGUGGAGGUGACCGAGUACCCGGCGGGUGAGAAGGGUGGCGAGCCCGUGGUCACCCGGACGGUCACCGUGCUGACGGAGUGCGUGGGGGAGCUCACUGCUGCUGGCUGCGCCGGACACACGGACGCCACCGAGGUGUCCUCACGGGCUGUCCCUGUCCCAGAGGAGGCAGCGGAGCGGGGCCAGGAGACGCUGGAGCGGCUGCUGGCCUGGGUGGCCGACAUGGAGGAGUUGGUGAGCAACCAGAAGCCGCCGUCGGCGGAGGCGAAGGUGGUGAAGGCGCAGCUGGAGGAGCAGAAGCUCCUGAAGCGCCUGCUGGAGGAACGGAGGCCGCGUGUGGAGCUCGUCCUGCAGGACAGACUGACGGCACAGGGCUCGGGCACAGCCGAGGGCAGUGCCGACCUCUUCAGCCUCGGGGAGAGGUGGGACAAGCUGAUGCAGGAGGCUGAAGCCAGGUACGGCUGCCUGGAGCGGAUCCUGCCGGCAGCCCAGGGCUUCCAGGAGGCCGUAGACGCCUUCCAGGAGUGGCUCAGUGCCACAGAGCGGCAGCUGGCCCAGCUCUGGCGUGCUGACGGCUGUGUUGGCCGCGUGCAGGAUGCCCACCAGCAGACCCAGGCCCUCUGUGAGGAGAUCCGUGGGCGGCUGGGAGAGCUGGAUGGCGCCCUGGAGAGCGGGCAGCGCGUCCUGGAGCUGGUGACAGGGGAGGAGGCCCAGCUGACGCAGGAGAAGAUGGAGUCACUGAGGAUGCGGUACCUCAUCGCGGGCCAGAGCAGUGCUGACACCGCUCACCGGCUGGGGCAGACCCUGGAGGCCUCGUCUCGCCUGGGCACGGCCCCUGAGGACCUGGCACUGUGGCUGAGCCGCAUGGAGAAGGAGUUGGGCGAGCGGGAGAGCCAGCAGGAUGGCCAGGAGCCCUCAGUCACUGCCAGUGACAGGGAGAAGUUUGAGCAGGUCCUGGAGUCCCAGCUGAGCCGUGUGGCUGGGCUGGGUGAGCGGCUGGAGGAGAUCGGCCGCGUGCAGCUGGACGCUGAGGCUCUCCACUCGCAGCUCUCUGAGCAGAAGCUGCUCUCCGCCGAGAUCCUGCAUUGCCGCGGCCUGGUUGAGCGUCUGCUGGGGUUCUCGGAGCCGCUGCUGCGCUGCUGCCCUGAGCCCCUGCAGCAGCGCCUUCAGCCAUCAGUGCAGGCACUGCGGGAGCGCACGGAGCAACUGUCCCUGCGCAGCGGCGCCUGUGCCGUGCAGCUGGAGCACGCCCAGUCCCUGCUCACCCAGUUCUCCGAGGCCCUCGAGGAGCUGCUGCCCUGGCUGGAGGAGACGCAGGCCCUGGGGGUGCAGCUCUCACCCAACGCCAUCAGCUACGAGGCCUUCAAGGAGCAGCAGGCGCUGCUGCAGAGCCUGCGGGAGGCCAUCGCCGAGCACCGGCCGCUGGUGGGGAAGCUGCAGCGCGUGUCAGCACAGCUGCUGGAGCUGAGCCCGGAGCAGGGAGCCCCGUUCCAGCGGCGCUGGCAGGAGGUGGAGGAGCAGUACGGCCACAUCCGCGAGCGCGUGCGCCAGGCAGCGGCUCUGCUGGAGGAUGCCCUGCCGCGAUACAGCCAGCUGUCGGAGCGCAUGGAUCUGCUGCUGGAGUGCCUGGAGCGGCUGCAGAGCCGGCUGCAGAGCCAGCCCCCUGUCCGCGGCGACGCGGCCCACUUGAGGGAGCAGAUCCGGGAGAACAGCCUGGCCCUGGGCGAGCUGGAGAAGCUCGGGGUGGCCCUGGAGGGCAUCCGUGCACAGGGCGAGGAGCUGCUGGCCACCGUGCAGGCGGUCAGCUCCGACGCCGCGGACAGAGGGAUCCAGGAGCGCACGGCGCAGCUGCUGUCACAGUGGGGCUGCCUGCGCGGCCGCUGCCAGGAGCAGGAGCGGUGGCUUCGGGAGCUGCUGGCACUGGCCGAGCGCUUCUGGCAUGGCUUGUCUGAGCUGGCCGUGGCGCUCAGCGACACCCAGCAGCUGGUGCUGGGGCUGGAGGAGACCGGUGGCGAGCCCGAGGCCAUCCGCACCCGGCUGCGCACCAUGCAGGCUCUGCGGGAGGAGAUCGACGCGCUGCAGGGUGAGCUGGACACGCUGGGCAGCCUGGGCGUGGAGCUGAUGGCAUCCUGCGGGGACCCCGACAAGCCCGAUGUCACCAAGAGCCUGGACGAUCUCUACUCCUCCUGGCACAGCCUGAGCCGCGUGUGGACGGAGCGGAACGGGCGCCUCGAGGAGCAGCUCCAGGCCGCCCUCAGCUACCAGGACACCAUGCAGCGGCUGCUGGAGUGGCUGGACGCCGCCGAGCUGCGCAUCGCCGAGGAGUUCCUGGUGGGCGGGGACCUGGACAUGGUGCAGCAGCAGCUGGCGGAGCUCAAGGAGUUCAAGCGGGAGCUGUACCAGUGCAAGGUGGAUGUGGAGAGCCUGCGGCACCAGGGGGGCGCGGGGCAGGGGAACCCCCCAGCCGCGCUCAGCGACUUCCGCCAGCGCUGGGACCACCUGGAGGAGGAGAUCGUCAGCCGGCAGCACCAGCUGGAGGCGGCGCUGCUGGGGCUGGGGCAGUUCCAGCACCAGCUGGCCGAGCUGCUGCAGUGGCUGAGCCGCACCGGGGAGCAGCUGCGCGGCCCCGCGCCCCUGCGGCCCGACCUGCAGAGCUGCGAGAUCGAGCUGGCCAAGCACAAGGUGCUGCGCACCGACGUGAUGUCCCACGCCCGCACGGUGCAGUCGGUGACCGAGGCUGGCCAGGGGCUGCUGCUCUCCAGCCUGGGCGAGAGCGUGGAGGGGCUGCAGCGCAGCCUGCAGCAGCUGGAGCAGCACUGGGAGCUGGUGCGCAGCGAGACCGAGAGCCGGCAGCUGGAGCUGGAGAACAACCUCAGCCAGGUGCAGGACAUCACGCUGGAGAUCACGGAGCUGCUGCAGUGGCUGGAGCAGGUGGAGCUGCAGCUCUUCUGCUCCAAGCCGGCCUGGGGUCACCCAGAUGCCACCAAAGAGAAGCUCAACGCGCACCUGGAGCUGUGCCGGGAGCUGGAGGCGCGGGCCGUUUCCUACCGGGGGCUGCGGGAGCGGCUGCAGCGCCUGCUGGACUCGUGCCGCGCCGGCCGGCCCUGCAGCACCGAGCACAGCCUGCGGCUCCUCGAGCAGAAGUGGGAGAGCGUCCAGGCCGAGGCCCAGGAGAGGAAGGAGCGCCUGGCCGAGGGGCUGACGGUCACCACCGAGUUCCACGGCUCCGCGCAGGAGCUGCUGCGCUGGGUGGCCCACGCCGAGGAGCUGCUGGGGUCCCCCGCGCCCCCCAGCUUCGUCCUGGACACCGUCACCGCGCAGAUCCAGGAGCACAAGGCCCUGGUGAAGGAGGCGAACGCCCACGGGGAGAAGCUGGGCGGCCUGGAGGCCGUGGCCGCGCGCCUGAAGGAUUUCAGUCGGAAGCAGGACGGGGCCGUCAUCCAGAACCUGGUGCUGGCGGCCCGGGAGCGGCUGGGCAAGGUCCUGCAGCGGGCAGCAGAGAGGGGGGCGGUGCUGGAGGAGGCCCGAAAACGCAGCAAGCAGUUCAGCGAGUCCCGGCGGCUGCUUCUGGACUGGAUGGACGAGGUGGAGCAGAGCCUGGAGGUGCCGCAGGACGCUGCCACCAGCCAGGAGGAGAUCAAGUGCCAGCUGGCUGAGCACAAGGCAUUCCAGAAGGUGCUGCGGGCAAAGCGUCCGGUGUACGAGGCGACGCUGCGGAGCGGGCGGGCGCUGCGGGAAGGGGCGCGGCUGCCCCAGGACCUGCAGCCGCUGGAGGAGCUGCUGGGGGAGCUGAAGGAACGCUGGGAUGCGCUCUGCAGCCACGCCGCGGAGAGGCAGCACAAGCUGGAGGAGAACCUGCUCUUCUCGGGCAAGUUCACGGACGCGCUGCAGGCGCUCAUGGACUGGCUGUACCGCGCCGAGCCGCAGCUCAGCGAGGACGUGCCCGUCGGAGGGGACCGCGACCUGGUCGGGGACCUCGUGGACAAGCACAAGGUGUUCCAGAAGGAGCUGGGCAAGCGAGCCAGCUGCAUCAAGACGCUGAAGCGCUCGGUGCGGGACCUGACGCGCGGCAGCAGCAGCGUGGACUCGCAGUGGCUGCAGCGGCAGGUGGAGGAGCUCAGCACCCGCUGGGACCUGGUCUGCAAACUCUCCCUGUCCAAGCAGGCCCGGCUGGAGGCGGCGCUGCGGCAGGCGGAGGAGUUCCACACGCUGGUGCACUCCUUCCUGGGGCGCCUGACCGAGUCGGAGAAGACCCUCAAGUACGGAGUGUUCCCCGAGGAGGAGGCAGCCGUGCAGGAGUGCCAGGCCCAGCUGCAGGAGCUGAUGCAGUCCUUGCAGUGCCAGCAGCUGGAGCUGGAGUGCAUCACCUCGCUGGGGGAGGAGAUCCUCAGCACCUGCCACCCUGACUCCGUCAUCACCAUCAAAUCCUGGGUCACGGUCGCCAAGAGCCGCUUCCAGGAGGUGCUGAGCUGGGCGCAGCAGCAGGGCGAGCGGCUGCGGGCGCAGGCGGCCGCGCUGGCGGCCGAGCGGGAGGAGACGGAGCAGCUGCUGGACUGGAUCACGGCGGCCGAGGAGGCGCUGGGGCUGCGCGACCAGGAGCCGCUGCCCGAGGAGGCCGAGCAGCUGGAGGAGCUCAGUGCCCAGCACGCGGUGUUCAUGGAGGAGCUGAACCGCAAGCAGCCUGACGUGGAGAAGGUGACCAAGAGCUGCAAGCGGAAGCUGGCGGUGGAUCUGGGCCCCCCUGCCACCCGCCGACUGGCCACACGUCGCCGCAGCGGGGGGAAGGCGCAGGGCACGGCGGCCGUGCCGCUCGGGGGGCUGGAGCCCCAGACCCCCCUCAUGGCCCAGCUGCUGCACCGCUGGCAGCAGCUCUGGCUGCUGGCCCUGGACCGGCAGUACCGGCUGGAGACGGCCCUGCAGCGCCUGCGGGAGCUGGAGGAGUUCGCGCACUUUGACUUCGGGGUCUGGAGGAAGCGCUACAUGCAGUGGAUCAGCCAGAUGAAGUCCCGCGUCCUGGACGUGUUCCGCGGCAUCGACAGGGACCAGGACGGGCGCAUCAGCCAGCGGGAAUUCGUCGAGAGCGUCCUCGCCUCCAAGUUCCCCACCAACGUCCUGGAGAUGAAUGCCGUGGCCACCAUCUUUGACAUGAACGGCGACGGCUUCAUCGACUACUACGAGUUCGUCAGCGCCCUGCACCCCAACCGGGACCCGCUGCGCCGCUCCGCCGACGCCGAUCAGAUCCAGGACGAGGUGAACAGGCAGGUGGCCCAGUGCAACUGCGCCAAGCGCUUCCAGGUGGAGCAGAUCAGCGCCAACAGGUACCGGUUCGGGGAGUCCCAGCAGCUGCGGAUGGUGCGGAUCCUGCGCAGCACCCUCAUGGUGAGGGUGGGUGGGGGCUGGAUCGCCCUGGAUGAGUUCCUGGUGAAGAACGACCCCUGCAGAGUGAAGGGAAGGACCAACCUGAAGAUCAACGAGAAGUACCUGUCCUCCGACGUCUUCGGGGCCGCCGCCAGGUGUGCCGGCAACCAAUCUGCGGCCUCCUCCAAAGUGCUGUCCCCGAGCCGCUCCAACUCCAGCCUCAGCCUCUACAGCAGCGCCUCGGCCCCCAGCAGCCCCCUGGCCAGGAAGUCGGUGCUGCGGAGGACGCGCUCCGGGGACCGCUGUCCGCGCUCCCGGGGCUCGGGGCUGCCCGACGGAGCCGAGCUGCAGUUCAGCGCGGCUGAGGAGAGCCUGGCUGCGGCACCCCCAGAGCCGCCCGAAGGGUCCCCUCCGGAGCGCUGCAGCCCCUGCCGCUGACCCCCGCGCCCGCCCUGCGCCCAGCACCCUCGGCCGGCCCCACUCAGGACCCUCCUCCACCGGGCUGGAGGGCGGCGAAGCCGCGGCCGCGCCCCCCGCGGGUCUCCGGCCCGGCGCUGCGGCCCCCCGAGCGGGGCUGAGCUGUACGCCCGCCAGCGAUCCCGCCGGGGCCCGUUCCAGAGGAUAUGCAAGUAUCUCCCGACACCCACCAAGCCCCCGGGCUCUGGUCUC
Molecule: messenger RNA, 19380 nt
Organism: Pyrgilauda ruficollis (rufous-necked snowfinch)
Lineage: Eukaryota; Metazoa; Chordata; Aves; Passeriformes; Passeridae
Product: plectin-like
Exons: 61
Biological process (GO): wound healing; intermediate filament cytoskeleton organization; hemidesmosome assembly
Cellular component (GO): cytoplasm; focal adhesion; hemidesmosome
Molecular function (GO): structural molecule activity; microtubule binding; calcium ion binding
Source: RefSeq, a predicted model, not a curated record